AUGCUGCCAGAAAGUUCCUGCAGUGAUCCGUCAAGACAUCAGCAUUCGAACGAGGCCAAAUACAACUUGAAAGAUCCGCAGCAGUUGGCCGCGUUCCUGAAAUAUGCAGACAUCCUCCUCGUUCGAUUGAAGUACUUGUACGAGCUACGGGGCAAGAACAAGCUUCUUCCCCGACGGCAAGAAGCGGAAAAAUGGGGCCUCGUGAGCCACGAAGAGGUGAGCGAGUGGGCUGCGGGAGCGCGGGAUGCGAUGUUGAUCUCGAUCUCGCAUGCCUGGGAGACCCGGGAGCACCCGGAUCCUUGUGGCGACCAGUUGAACCGGCUGGUCGACUGCCUGUGUCUCUACGAUGCUGCAUUUGAAUCGGAAAUCUGGGUGUUCUACGAUUACGUCUCUCUCUUUCAGUUCGAGCGGCAGACAUCUGCGGAAGAGGAGAGCUUCCGACGGUCCAUGAGCCACAUGCACGUGCUUUAUGCGCACGCCUGCAACUGGACUUUUCGACUGGAAGCUCUCACUCCAGACGAUGUCUGGGACGCCACGCUGCAGAACUCGGAGCAUCUCGUGAUGGUCUAUGAUGUUGAGAGCGGAUCCGUCCAAGGCCGCCCCCUUGGGGAGCUUGUGCCCAACCGCGUCCCGUAUCGAAGUAGAGGUUGGUGUAAGGCAGAAGUUGAGUGGUCCUCUUGCAGGAGCAUCUCCGAACAAAACCAGCGGAUCGACACUGCUGAGCCCGGAGACUCCGAAAGACAGGGUUUGCGGGGCAAAGUUCCAAUGGCUCCAGAGGUUUUCGAAGAAGAAAUGAGGAAGGCCGAAUUCACGCAUCGGAACGAUGCCGCAGCAGUACUACAGCUGCAGUGGGAGAUUUACCAUGAGGAAGUCUCGGAGUGCGAAAAGGCACUGCUGGCAAACUUGCCGAAAGGCGAGUUGGGUCAGCUGGCCAACGCCCUGAAGGACUACAAGAAGUUGAAGGUUCUGAGCCUGCAGAAUUUUGAGGUGGAGGAUGAGGAGGCCGAGCAGUUUGCGAAGGCCCUCGCCGUGAACGAGACCAUCACAUAUCUGGGGAUCAACAGUGCCAGACACUCCUAUCGCACAGGUGCCCUCUGGAAGGUCCUGGCAGAUGCUUUGACGAUCAACCACACCAUCGCCAGCAUCAACCUCGGUUGGAAUCAUCUCGGAGAUGAGGGCUGCAAGGCCCUCGCGGAUACUCUGAGGACCAACGCAACUAUCACAAGCUGCAACCUGGAAUGGAAUGGCAUUGGAGACAAGGGCUGCGAGGCCCUCGCAGAUGCUGUGAAGACAAACACUACGAUCACGAGCAUCAACCUCCGAUUCAACUUCCUCAGUCGCUUCGGAGACAAGGGCUGCGAGGCUUUCGCAGAUGCUCUGAAGACCAACACUGCCAUCACCAGCAUCGACCUCCGCCGCAACCAGAUCGGACCCUUUGGCGGCAAGGCGCUGGCAGAUGCCUUGAAGAUCAAUCGGACCAUCGCCAGCAUCAACCUCGAAGAGAACUAUGGUAUCGGACACGAAAGCCUCCAGGAGAUCGAAGAGACCCUGAAGACCCGGAAGGCCGCCACGGACUCCGAAGAUACAGCGACGGGCUCUGCAGACGCGCCGAUGUCCCAUGCUUGGACGGGAAAACAAUGCAAGGGCAUGGAGGGCCUCGCCUCGUGGCUGGUGGACGUCAACAGCAAUUUAACCACCCUGCAGUGCUCGUCACUGAGCUCUUGGGAGGUGCUCGCGGAGGCUUUGAAGAUCAACCGCAAGAUCACCACCAUCGAUCUCAAAGGGAUAGACAUGGGGGAUCAGGGUGCCAAGGCAAUCGCAGGUGCUUUGACGGUCAAUUGCACCGUCACCAGCAUUCUCCUCCAUUGGAACCAGAUUGGAGACGAGGGUGCCAAGGCUAUCGCUGAGAUGUUGAUGGUCAAUCGGACUGUCGCCCGGGUAGCCCUCUGCAGCAAUAAUAUUGGAAACGAGGGUGGCAAGGCCAUUGCCAAAGCCUUGUCGAAGAACGACACUGUCAUUUGCAUGGACCUCGAGGGAAAUCCUGUCCAUCCCCACACUUUCCCCUUGUCCGUCAGAAAAAGGGUGAAGUGUGAUGGCCGGUAUUGCGCCGCUUGCCUCUUGAUGUGA
Molecule: messenger RNA, 2127 nt
Organism: Symbiodinium sp. CCMP2592
Lineage: Eukaryota; Dinophyceae; Suessiales; Symbiodiniaceae
Source: the annotation of a GenBank genome assembly